This is a messenger RNA of Camellia sinensis, 2117 nucleotides long. RefSeq names its product protein kinase and Mad3-BUB1-I domain-containing protein. Gene Ontology annotation, molecular function: protein kinase activity; ATP binding. The record is from RefSeq and is a predicted model, not a curated record. Lineage: Eukaryota; Viridiplantae; Streptophyta; Magnoliopsida; Ericales; Theaceae. Gene Ontology annotation, biological process: meiotic sister chromatid cohesion, centromeric; protein phosphorylation; mitotic spindle assembly checkpoint signaling.
GACAUGACUGUAAUUUUCAGACAUCCAGAGGACAACACUUCCUCCGUCAACGACCCUCUCUUGCCAUGGCUCCGGUCAAUUAAGAAAUCAAUCGAUGGUCUGAGUUCAGCAGAUUGUAAUGGCACAGAUCUCGAUGAGCUCAUCUCCAACUGCAUCAAGAUCUUCAAGAACGACGCUCGGUACCAGAACGACGUCAGAUUUCUCAAGAUAUGGUUUCUAUACAUGGAUUCAAGUCCAGAUUUUGAGAGCAUUUUCAGAGUUAUGGAGCAGAACAAGAUAUGUAGGUCUAAUUCUUUGCUCUACGAGUCGUAUGCGUUGUUUUUGGAAGCAAAGGGGAAGUUUGCUGAUGCAUUUAUGGCUUAUCAAUUGGGCAUUUCAAGGAAUGCUGAGCCAUUGGAGAGAUUGAAGAAGGCACAGGCUUUAUUUCGUGAUCGAAUGUCUGAAAUAGUGAAUGCUGGUUCUCAUGAGAAGAUGGGUGAUGAUGAUUCUUUUCAGCAUAGUGAAAGUUGUAUCAAUCCAUGGUCGAUCUCCGUUGUUAAAGAUCUAUUACAGAAGAUGCAUUCUCAAAUUUUGAAAUACCAUGGAUACCAUCAAAGUACUAAAGCUUAUCCUGGAAAAGUGGCCUUAUCUUCUUUGCAAAAAUCUGCCAGGAAUAAGGUUAUUGAGAUAGGUGGAAAGAAGUACCAGAUCAAAGGUUGUGCAGGCCAGGGUGGAUUUGCUCAAGUAUUCAAAGCAUAUGUCGACCGUAAUCCUGAUGAAGUUGUUGCGUUAAAGAUACAAAAGCCUCCUUUUUCUUGGGAGUUCUACAUGUAUCGUCAACUUGAUGUGAGGAUCCCUGAAAAGAAAAGGUCAAGUUUUGGUUUUGCUCAUAGACUGCAUCUGUAUUCUGACUACAGCAUAAUUGUUUGUGACUAUUUAGGACAUGGGACACUUCAGGAUGCAAUAAAUUCUAACGUGGUAAUUGGUGGGUCCAUGGAAGAGGUUUUAUGUAUUUAUUACACAACAGAGAUGCUAUCCAUGCUGGAAACUCUGCAUUCUGCUGGCAUUAUUCAUGGUGAUUUCAAGCCUGAUAAUCUGCUUAUUCGCUAUGCUAGGGAUGAUCUUACAGAAGAUGGUUUUUAUGACCGUACUGGCCCUUGGCUUGAUCAGGGACUUUGCCUGGUUGAUUGGGGGAGAGGGAUAGAUCUGAGCCUCUUUCCUGAUGAGAUAAAGUUUUAUGGAGACUGUCGGACUUCUGGUUUCCGUUGUGUUGAAAUGCAAGAGAAAAAACCAUGGUCUUUUCAGGUAGACAUUUAUGGCCUAUGUGUUAUUGUUCAUAUGAUGCUGCACAACUCAUAUAUGGAAGUUGAAAAGAAAGCAUCUCCUGAUGGUGGUUAUAUUUACAAGCCUAAAUCCUAUUUCAAGCGCUAUUGGCAAGUUCAACUGUGGAACAAUCUUUUCACAAAGCUGCUUAACAUUAAUCCUAAUGACGAUUAUAAGACAUUAUUGAAGGGUUUGAGGGAGUCAUUCCAGGAUUACAUGAGCUCAAAUCCUCAAUUGAUUAAAAAACUAAAGCAGUCACUGGCGAAGCAAAGGACUUCAUUGUGUUCUGCCUAGUUCUUCCAUCAAUCAUUUCUCCAGAUCUUCAUCUACUCAUGCAACAGUGGAUUUUAUUUGUGCUGUUGCCUGAACUUAAUCCCGGUAGCAGUAAGCUCCGUUCAGAUGUCUGUGUGCGCGCGUGAUUGUGUAAAGCAAUAUAUUUGAUCCCUUGCUUGUGUCAAAAUUGAGAACCUGCCACAUUGCCUUUUCUUACCCAUGUAAUGGCAGCCAAGUGAGGCUACCCCAUAACUGGUGGAUAGUAUACUGAUAAUAUGUUGAGUUUGGGUGAGUGAAAGGUUUGUACCACUGUUACAUGUUCAUUUCCUGAAGGUUAUUCAGUAAAACAGGAGUUUGAAGAGUUCGCCUGCAAGUUAUCAUGUGGAAUUCACUAUCUUCUACGAAUUAUAUCUCUGCAUAUGCCAACACUAUGCAUGUAGCAUGCGUGUUGGGGGGAAUUUAAAUGCUGCUUUGUCUGCUGGCGGAUUAUGCAUUAUGUAUAAUUAACUUUUGUAAAUUCAAUUCAGUAGCUCUUUUCAUCA